AUGGAUCUUUACAGAACAUCUACUACGGCUGCCUCUACGCCUACACCCCCGAAGUCCUGCCCUCCGCCCACCGCGGCACCGGCAACGGCAUCGCCAUCAGUCAUGGGCAUCAUGUCCGCCAUCGUCGCCACCUACGCCGACACCAGCACGCCGGUGCCCAUCUACAUUUGCGCCGCGCUGUACAUUGUGAUGGCGAUUGUGGCGGCGUGCUUUCCUUUUGAGCCGAUGGGGAGGCGGAGUUCGUAG
This is a messenger RNA of Saxophila tyrrhenica, 246 nucleotides long. Its product is annotated as Major Facilitator superfamily. The transcript has 2 exons. The record is from RefSeq and is a predicted model, not a curated record. Bases 1 to 246 code for a protein of 81 amino acids. Lineage: Eukaryota; Fungi; Ascomycota; Dothideomycetes; Mycosphaerellales; Extremaceae.